AUGUGGUCCGCGACGGAGAUGGCCUACGGGACAGUGGAGUCGGAGAUUUCCGGUGGUUGGAUGGUUGCGGCGGCGACCGGAGACGUCGGAGACGGCGUGUUCAACGACGGGGAUUUAGAGCUCAACUCCUCUGGCAGCGAGCGAGGCAGCACCUGGCGGACUUUUAGCGGCGGACGUCGGUCAAGCGCGUGCCGGCAAAAAUCAGAGCGGCGGCAAAGGCGUGAAGUCCGGCUGAGGUGCGACGGCGGCGGACGGGACUUGAUGAUGGAGAUUGGUGCCAGUGCCAAGUUCAUCAUAUCUUAA
This is a messenger RNA of Striga asiatica, 303 nucleotides long. NCBI's taxonomy places the organism in Eukaryota, Viridiplantae, Streptophyta, Magnoliopsida, Lamiales, Orobanchaceae. The record is from the annotation of a GenBank genome assembly.